AUGGCCGAAAUACUUUGCAAGAAGAUUCCCUAUACGGAUCCGACGCUUCUGGACACGCGGUCCUUCAUUGGAGGCAAAUGGGUCGAUGCGGUCAAUGGAGAUAAAUUCGCUGUUCUUGACCCCACCGACAACGAAAAGAUCUGCGACGUGGCCGACGUGGGCCGCGAAGAGACGCGACAGGCGCUCGAGGCCGCGGCCGCGGCGUUCAAGACGUACAAGAAGACGACGGCCCGUGAACGACGCUGGCUGAUGCGCCGGUGGGCGGACCUGAUCAAGGACGCCAAGGACGACCUGGCGGCCAUCUGCACCUUGGAGCUGGGAAAACCCUACACCGAGUCUCUCGUGACGGUGAAAUACGGGACCGACUUUAUCGACUGGUUCGAGGGCGCCAUCGAGAGGCAGUACGGCGAGACCAUCCCCGCGGCGAGAGGCGAGAACCGGAUCUUCACGAUUCGCCAACCCCAGGGCGUCGUGGCGGCCAUCACGCCCUGGAACUCGCCCAUCGCCAUGGUCACGCGUAAGGUCGGGGCAGCCAUCGCCGCGGGCAAUACCGUGGUAUGCAAGCCCGCGCCCGAGACGCCCUUGUGUGCUAUCGCCGUGGCCAAAUUGUUUGAGCGCGCUGGCGGUCCCCCGGGGGUGUUUAACGUCGUCACGUCCAGCGCCAACAAGUCCGCCCAGGUCGGUGAGGAGUUUACGCAAAACCCCAUCGUGCGCCAUCUGAGCUUUACGGGCUCGACGGCCGUCGGGCGGUACCUGCACGCCGAAUGUGCAAAGACGUUCAAGAAGACCAGUCUCGAGCUUGGCGGGAAUGCGCCUUUUAUCAUCUUUGAGGAUGCGAAGCUGGAUAAGGCUGCCGAAGGUCUCAUCUCGUCCAAAUUCCGCUCCUCGGGCCAGACCUGCGUGUGCGCGAACCGGAUCUUCGUGCAGCGCUCCGUCAUCGACAAGUUCGCGACCGUCCUGGCGGAGAAGCUCGAAAAGACGUUCCGGUACGGGUCCGUGUGGGACAGGCAGGUCAAUUUCGGGCCCCUGUACUCGCCCAAGGCGUUUGAGAAGAUUGACGCGCAGAUCAAGGACGCGGUGACCAAGGGGGGCAAGAUCUUUGUGAAAGGACGAGCAGAAGAAGGGAAAGGAGAGUACGGACCCAACUUCUACCCACCCACGAUCAUCACCUCGGCCACCAAGGACAUGCUCUUCAUGUCCCAAGAGACAUUCGGCCCGCUGGCGUUCCUCGUCCCGUUUGACGACGAGGACGAGGCCGUGCAGCUGGCCAACGACACGAGCGCGGGGCUGGCGAGUUACUUCUACACCGAAGACAUUUCGCGGCUGUGGCGCGUCGGCGAGGCCUUGGAGAGCGGCAUGGUCGGUGUCCGCGUUGGGCUGAUCAGUGCCUGUGAGCAGCCGUUUGGUGGGGUCAAGGAGAGCGGUGUGGGCAGGGAAGGUGGCAGGGAUGCGUUGGAUGAGUAUACGGAGAUUAAGAGCAUUACGGUCGGUCUCUGA
Molecule: messenger RNA, 1497 nt
Organism: Fonsecaea multimorphosa CBS 102226
Lineage: Eukaryota; Fungi; Ascomycota; Eurotiomycetes; Chaetothyriales; Herpotrichiellaceae
Exons: 4
Coding region: 1-1497 (498 amino acids)
Molecular function (GO): succinate-semialdehyde dehydrogenase (NAD+) activity
Source: RefSeq, a predicted model, not a curated record